Messenger RNA from Austrofundulus limnaeus, 2514 nucleotides. Its product is annotated as nuclear receptor subfamily 1 group D member 2. The transcript is spliced from 8 exons. The coding region runs from base 196 to 1758 and encodes 520 amino acids. Gene Ontology annotation, biological process: hormone-mediated signaling pathway; negative regulation of transcription by RNA polymerase II; positive regulation of transcription by RNA polymerase II. The record is from RefSeq and is a predicted model, not a curated record. NCBI's taxonomy places the organism in Eukaryota, Metazoa, Chordata, Actinopteri, Cyprinodontiformes, Rivulidae. Gene Ontology annotation, molecular function: nuclear receptor activity; zinc ion binding; RNA polymerase II cis-regulatory region sequence-specific DNA binding.
UUCAGCCCGCAGUCACUCACAACAAGACGGACAGGAGAGCGGACCUGGGUCUGGAUCAGAACAGAAACUCUACAGAAGUUCUUCUUUGUUAUGAACUCCGGUUCCGAACGGGUUCGACUGUCGCUGCUUUUCUGCUGACAGACUUUAAGACUAAAAAUUAUCUCUUUUUUAAAUCAUCUUCUUCCUGGAGCAGCGAUGCCAGAGGACAUCGGAACAGCCAAACCCGGAGGAGUCAUCGCCUACAUUUCUUCCGGGUCUUCCUCGGAGUCCGGCGUGAGCGGCGGGUACACGUCGCCGGCCGUGCCCCGGCCCUCGCUGCCCAGCAGGGCCGUGGGCAUGGUGGUGGACAUCGCUCCGCCGGCGAAGAGCGCCGCCGCCGAGAAGUCGGGCCGCUCCGCCUCGUCUGCCAAAAGCAGCAUCACCAAAAUCAACGGGAUGGUGCUGCUCUGCAAAGUGUGUGGAGACGUGGCCUCGGGUUUCCACUACGGCGUCCACGCCUGCGAGGGGUGCAAGGGCUUCUUCAGGAGAAGCAUCCAGCAGAACAUCCAGUACAAGAAGUGUCUGAAGAUGGAGAAUUGCACCAUCGUGAGGAUCAACAGGAACCGCUGCCAGCAGUGUCGCUUCAAGAAGUGCCUGGCUGUCGGCAUGUCCCGAGACGCUGUGAGAUUUGGGCGCAUCCCAAAGCGGGAGAAGCAGCGGAUGCUGCUGGAGAUGCAGAACGCCAUGAACAGCAUGAUGAGCAAGAACGGUGAGCUGAACAGCAUGCUGCACGGCGACCAGAGCUCCUCGCUGCUCAUGGAGUCGAUGAGCAGCGACACCAGCUCGUCCUCGUCGACCUCCGAGUCUCCGUCGUGUUCCAGCCCGUCCUCCCCUCGGUGCCCCCAGGACUCGGAGUCCGUGGUCUCCAUGGACACCAACUCCAGCUCCUCCUGCGCGUCGGACAGCAGCGAGGACGAGGGCGCCGCCACGGUGAGCAGGCCAGACGCCAUGGAGACGGGCUGCGACGGCGGCGCGCAGCGGCAGCCGGAGAGCUCGAGCUGUUGGAACGACAGUUCUGUGGCGUCGGGUGGGCUCCAGCGCUGUCCGUACGGCGGCGCCGCCACUAACCCCACCUACAGGGAGGAGACCACCUUCAGCCGCCUGAACAGCAGACCCUACCUGGUCUGUCCCAUGAACACCUCGCCUUAUGUGGACCCCAACAAGCCCAGCCAGGAGGUCUGGGAGGAGUUCUCCAUGAGCUUCACCCCCGCCGUGCGGGAGGUCGUCGAGUUCGCCAAGAGUAUCCCGGGUUUCCGUGACCUCCCCGUGCACGACCAGGUGUGCCUGCUGAAAGCUGGAACGUUCGAGGUGCUGAUGGUCCGAUUCGCCUCGCUGUUCAACCUGGCCGAGCGAACGGUCACCUUCCUGAGCGGCAAACGCUACAGCCUGGACAAGCUGCGGGCGCUCGGCGCCGGCGAGCUCCUCAACUCCAUGUGCGAGUUCAGCGAGAAGCUGGCGGCUCUGAGGCUCAGCGAGGAAGAGCUCCGCCUCUUCACCGCCGUGGUGCUCGUCUCAGCCGAUCGCUCAGGAGUCCAGGACCUGAACUCGCUGGAGGCCCUGCAGGAGAAGCUGAUCUGGUCCCUGCGGAACCUGGUGGUGGAGAACCACGGCGACGAGGCCGCCACCACCUUCACCAAACUGCUGCUCAAGCUCCCCGAGCUGCGUUCGCUCAACAACAUGCACUCCGAGGAGCUGCUGUCCUUCAAAGUUCACCCCUGAGGGCCUGGUUCGGCCUUCACCUGGACCUGGACCUGCCUCUGACUUUGCCCCGCCCCCCCCCCUCCUUCUUCCUGUAUUCGACCAACUCUGUGUUCGUCCGUGGAAUGUAUGAAGUUUUUUUAUUGUUUUACUGGUUGAGUCGGGAUCUGAAGAGAGAUGAUAAAGUUUACUGUAGUGGUAGAAGAGAUAGCUUUGCUUGUUGCACAUGAACACACACACAGCAUGUGUGUUAGAGGUUUUAGAUUGAAUGCAUUUUAUAUAAAAAGAAAAUAUACAGUGCAGAAAUGAAAUUGUCUUUUUUUUUAUACAUCUGUUUCCUCCAAAAGCCAUUAAUUCCAAAGUGUAUUCUCUGAGCGGGUGAAUGAACCUGUGUGAACACUGCUAAUGCAUGGCUGCAGUUAACAACCCGCUCCCAUCACACAGACAGCACCAGCUGCUUGUUGGGUGUACAUACUGUUUUUAUUUUUAUUUAACUUGUUUAUUUGUUCGCUGCCGCCUCGUUUCCAGAGGCGUCCGUUCGAAGCAGAGACACUAACGUUUGCACAAGUUUCGGAGCUGAAAAUAUCAAGUAAAGCUAGAAGUCCACCGCGUUUUUUUUUUUCUUUUUCGCCCGCUUCGUUAUUUUUAUUUUGUAAUGAAACGUUUCAGCAUGGCACUGAAUUUUGUCACCUGUUUUCCUGAUGGAGUUUGUUGAAAUAUCAACUGCUGGCAACACUGCCAUAUGUAAAUACUCAUGAAAUACAUAUAUGAACUAUA